Xyrichtys novacula (pearly razorfish) is the source of this 5339-nucleotide messenger RNA. The record is from the annotation of a GenBank genome assembly. Lineage: Eukaryota; Metazoa; Chordata; Actinopteri; Labriformes; Labridae.
AUGCUUUACCUGAAAAAGUACUUCACAGAGGGCCUGAUUCAGUUCACCAUCCUUCUGAGUCUCAUUGGGGUGCGGGUGGACGUUGACAGCUAUCUAAACAAUCAGCUGCCCCCAUUGAGAGAGAUCAUCCUGGGCCCUAGCUCAGCCUACACCCAGACACAGUUUCACAACCUGCGCAACACGCUGGACGGCUAUGGCAUCCAUCCAAAGAGUGUGGACCUGGACCAUUUCUUCACCACUCGACGGCUGCUGAACCAGGUGCGCCAGCUGGAUCGCCUCUCCGUACCCAGUACCGAGCUCAGCACCUGGCUAGUGCAUCGUGACUCUGAGACUGUGGUGUCUCCCAGCAGCCAGUCCAGCCCCAGCAUCACCCUGGACAAUGGGGCCGGCCUAGAGGACGUUAACAACCCUGACGCUACCCCGGCCAUGAGGGGAGGAAGCGGAGCGCCUGAAUCCACAUACAACCUGAACGCAGCGGACAGCAGCCUGGGAGCUGUGGCCCCGGAGGGAAACCAGGAGCAGGGGAGCAGGGAUGGCAACGACGACCUCACCAAAGAGGUACAGCAGCUGGUCUCUGUCCCGUCUUUGAUAAUACUUGAGGAGCAUGUCUCAGAAGGAGGGGGGCCUACACUAUUUUUAGAGAUCAACAUGUUUAUGUCUUAGAAACUCAACAGUUUAAGAGUACAAUGAUGAUUUAUUUGUGUUUUUCCAGGGUUACACUUUCAAGCUACGAAAUAUAGUUAUAUACCAAGUUAAGGUUGUUCAUUCCUGCGCCUCGGCCUUGGUCUUUUAUUAGUGUCGGAUAUUUUUAGUCAAACCAGUUGAGUCACAUUUGUUACAGCUGUGAUUGUGGUCACAUUUUAAUGUCACCCAUGCGGGUUUGUCUUGGACGAAACACAAAAAAAAAAACAACAAGCCGACUCUGUUUACAAAAGCAACAAAGACAGUCUGUUUUUGGUGAGUUUUACCUGAAAUCCGAUCAUAACGGCUCUUUGUGAGGCAGUUUAGUGAUGAUUUCGUGUCGUGUCUCAUUUUAGUUGUGUGAGAGAGCGUGCACAUAAUGGACAUAUUGAUGCCGUGGAGUUUGGGGUGACAUAAAGUCACUGUUGGGCUGUAAUGAAGCAAGACUUGUCUCCGAUCACAUGUUAACCACCAUGUCAAAGUGGUUUUCUCAUGGUUGUAUCAUCUCGUCGUCUGUUAUAUGAUCUUUUUUCACCACUUUUGACCUUUUUUAACGAAGAUGAACUGGGCAGUCUUUUUAUCAUUUAUCUGAAAUAUCUGAUUUGACGUGUUUUUAAUCUUAUUAAAAUAACUCUUCUCUGCACAGGGCCAUUUUUCAAUGGUUGCUAUAUGUUUUCCCAGGACAUUGACUUGAUUGACAUCCUAUGGCGACAGGACAUCGACCUCGGCGCGGGGAGAGAAGUGUUCAACUACAGCAACAGACAGAAGGAGAGCGAGGAGGAGCAGAAGCCCAGCCCGCAGGAAAACAAAGACGGGAACGAGGAGCAGGAGAGCUGGAGGAACGGGGUGAACCUGCAAGGUGCUCAGCCGGUGGACGGGGAGACUGGAGAGAGCAUCCCAGAGCAGGUUCGUGGACCAAAUUGAUCUCUGAGCGAGGAGGGCGGUACAUCUAACGGUUGGGAUCUGCACACGGGUGAUAAAAGAUGAUGUAGAUAUUCAUGUAAAGACGUUUUCAGCUGGUUUUGCGGCGGGUCUAACAGUCCUCUUCAGCACAAACCCAGCAGCCCCCCUGUGGCGUAUAAAUAUAGUCCUUGUAAAACUACUGAAGCUGAGAUUGUGGCUACCCUGCCACUUUUAUAAAUGAACCUUAACUGAUCCUUUCUGUUGCUUUCGUUUCCUUUUAUAUGUGCUUGUUUUUUAAAGACAGAAUCGUCUGACUCAGCCGCAGUAGCUUAGCAUUAAGAAGAAAAACACAAAGAAUAUAUACCAACUCUGGACUCGCCGGAAAGAAAAGUGAGAUUAUGAAAAUGUGCGUGUGUGAGCAGGACUCUGAUUUGAAUAGGUUUUAAAUCCAGAGCGAUCCACGGUGCAGCGCCGCAGUGAGGAUAGUUGGAUUUAGCAGCAGCGCCCGAGUGAUUGAUGCCUUCACACUUAACCUGUUUGUUAAAUCUGAACCCUGCAUUUCAAGGUUCAUUUAUUCCUCAUUACGUAACACAGGGUUACACAAUGAAAUUAAGGAUGUGGUCUCCUCCGCGCUCCUCAAGAAAUCAGAUCUAACGCUGAGGUGCAGGAGGAUGAGUUUAGACGCUGUUGGCUUAUUUCUGAGAGUUUUUAUCGAGCUGGCCCGGUGCAUCCUGCAUAACUACAUAACUACAGUGAGCAGCUGUGGGGUUGAGACCACACUUGCCAACUUUUCAGUUUCAAAACACAGAAGGAGGAGGAGGAGGAGGUUGUAGGGGAUGAUACAGGUUGCCUUAAUCUAAUAAAUCAAUAAAAUCCCUGUUUGCAGGGUGCAGCUGACACACACCCCUGGAAUCACAAUGUGGGUUGGAGAGGCAUUCAAAUGUGAAUGCGUAUAAGACCGGCUGACAUGCAAAGUGAAAGUAUCUGUGGAGGCUUUAAGGACUAUUUUUAAUGAGGCUGUCGGCCCCCGUGGAAAUCUUGGGAGUUUCCCAGGGGGGGAGAGCAAACCAGCAGGGGGGCAGAAGAUGAAGUAGAGGGGAAACCCGUGAAAAAGCGGAGUGUUCGCAGGUACGGCGGCUGAUGUACCACCGUUUAUUUUGGUGUGAAGGCGAAGCAGCCAAAAACAGAACAGUGGGACACUUUAUUUAUGAGUUUGGUUUGAAUUCAGUGUACUGCAGCUGUGAGAUCCAUCUGCUGAUGGGGGGGAAAGCGAACAUUCAAUCUGCAUGAAGAGGGUAGGGCUCUUCACCCCGCAUGAGCCGGGAUAUUUACUCAAUCAACGGGGAAUUGACUAAGCAGGAAAAGAGGGGUGUAGGGAAGGACUGGGGUGAUCAGCUGUGAGCUUAUUUACUCCAUCAAACUUGGCGAAAAUGUGCAUCACAACAGCCAAUCAGAGUCGAGCUUUUCCUGCUCACUCCUGUAAGUCACCGGAGACGUAAACAGAGUAACCGAACGUGGAGCUGAGGACAGGAAAAUAGAUGUCGGCCGUGACUUUGAGUCAUCCUCCGAAGAUGUUAUUGUUGAGAAGAAAAGUUAUAUAACGUUUUGUUUAGUAUUUAUGUAUUUAUUUUUGAGUUUGAAGUACAGAUGCUUUAAAACUGAUAAUAUGAUAAUAAUCGAGAUCGGACGAUACGACAAAGUAUAUCGUGAUCAUCUUUUUGGCCAAAUCGCCCAGUCCUAGUGUCGGGUUCGUGUUAGACUGCACACUUUUCAAAAAUUCCCCCAUAAAGGAGAGUGAAAUUUGGCGUUUUACUCUAUAAAGUUAACCUCCUGUAGUUGGUGUCUGCUCUUUAUUAGGAGUGAUCAGAAGGUCAGGUGUCACCCUCACAGUGAUCAGCUCUGAGCUUGUUAAAAAUGAUUCACGUCUCUGACGGUGUUUUUCCUCGUCUUUGUGAUCCUCAGCUCCCAGGCAUCGGCUCCCAGACUUCACUGUCUCUACAGGAAUGUUUGAGACUCCUGGAGGCCACUUUUCCUUUUGGAGAAGAAUCCGAGGUGAGACCGUGAAACGUUCAUAUGAAUGAACGACACUGAACGCCUUUACGGUGUUUUUUUUCUGUCAUCCACAAAUGUGAUGUUUUUGAUCAGUUUCCAGCCCCGGCUGUCAACAGAGAAAUAGUUUCCAAUGAAGCUCCGUCUACAUCUCAGGGCCUUCCUCUGGCGCCGCAGCUGCCCGCAGCAGAACCGCAGUUAGACCUGGAGCAGCAGUGGCAGGACAUCAUGGCCAUCAUGGAGCUACAAGUACGUCCUCCUCUCUCACUAAAACGUGUUUGUUUGUCCUGAUAUUUCUGAGAUACUUUCACUGACUGAAUCUUCUUCUUUUCAAGGCGAUGGAGGUGAACACUUCGGUUCACUCAAACUCCAGCAGUGUCGGAGGCACGAGCGCGACGACCGAGUCCAACACUGUUGGGAACUUUGAACUUUCUGCUGGCUCCACACCAGUGAACCAGGAUGUCAGCCUUCACCAGGCCUCCCUGCCCAGCUGCAGCCAAGACUUUCCCCAGAUUUUCAAUCCCCAGUUGGACUCUAUCGCCCCGAGAACCGCCUUACCCAGACUUUCUUCAAGCAACUCGAGCAACAUCAACUCCACGUUUGGAACCACUAACCUGACGGGGAUCUUCCUCCCUCCUCACAUCAACAGUUCCAGCAACAACGUCACGUCCACACCUAUUCUGCCUGAUCCCUUCAGCACCCUCCUGGAGGAGUCCAUGCUGGAUGAGAUCAGCCUGCUGGACCUCGCCAUGGAGGAGGGCUUCAGCCAGGCCCAGGCUUCCCAGCUGGAGGACGAGCUUGAUUCAGACUCUGGUCUUUCCCUGGACUCCAGCCACAGCCCAGCCUCACCGAGCAGCUCAGAGACUUCCUGCUCCUCCGCAGCAUCUUCCUCCUCCACGUCUGCCACCUUCUCAGAGGAGGGAGCCGUAGGAUACAGCACUGACUCAGAGGUCGCCACUGUGGAGCCAGAGGAAGGUGCUGUUGGAGGUUAUCAGCCCGGGUACAGUAAGCUCUGCCGAAUGAGCUAUCAGGACCCCUCGCAGUUCCACAGCCUCCCCCACCUCGACAGCAUCAGCCACAAUCACACCUACAACCUGCCGCUUUCUUCUGCCUUCGCCGAGCACCCAGAGCUCCCCGUCCCCACCGGGAAAAAGACCGUCCGCGACAAACACAACUCAAAGCUCCAGACUCAUCAGGACUUGCUCGACAAACACUCGAGUCGGGACGAACGCCGGGCCCGGGCGAUGAAAAUCCCCUUCUCCAACGAGAAGAUCAUCAACCUGCCCGUGGAAGAGUUCAACGAGCUGCUCGCCAAGCACCACCUGAGCGAAGCCCAGCUCGCCCUCAUCCGCGACAUCCGCAGGCGCGGGAAGAACAAAUUAGCCGCCCAGAACUGCCGCAAGCGCAAACUCGACACCAUCAUCAACCUGGAGCAGGGCGUCCAAGACCUGCGACGCGACAAGGCCCGCCUGCUGAAGGAGAAGAUGGAGUUCAUCCGCUCCAUCCGACAGAUGAAGCAGAAGGUGCAGAGUCUGUACCAGGAGGUGUUCAGUCAGCUGAGGGACGAGGAGGGCCGGCCCUAUCCUCCCAGCGAGUACUCGCUCCAGUACAGCGCCGACGGCAGCGUGCUGAUCAUGCCUCGCUGCGUGACAUCUGCCGAGCAGAGCCGUAAGCCCGAGAAAAAACAAAAAGACAAAAAGAAGUGA